AUGAAUCCUCAAAAAUCCUUACUUAUCUAAACUAUCAUCCUCUUUUAAUAUUUAAUUCAGAAUACUGAAGCUAAUAUAGAAUAAAAACCCUGUAAGAAUGUAAUUUUAAGAAAAAAUGAAUUAUAUUGUGAAUUUGACAAAGUUUAAGCCUUUUUUACAUAUAAAAAUACUGAUAAUUUAACUAAUACAGAUAUCUAUUAGGCUCAACAAGAUUUAAUUUAAGUUUAAAGAGGACCCUAAUUAAUUUCAUAGGAUGAAAUGCUCAUUAUGAUAAAAUUCCGAGAACUUACGGAUCAAAAUGAGAUUUCUUCUUUAACAUACAAUACUAAACUAAAAACAUAUUCAAUAAAAUGUAUUUCAACAUUACCAACUUAUAUUAUUGAUAAUUAGUUCUAGUUUAACAUUAAUACUUAAUUUAGUUUCGAAAUACAAAAAACAGAAAACUUUAAUUGUUCUUAAUUUGAUUAUUAUAAUGAUGAUCUUAUUGUAUUUUGCUAUUCCAUCAAUUCAAUUAAACUGAUAUAGCUAUCAAAAGAAUCGAAUAUAAUACAAUAAACUAAUAUAUUUGAAUCAGAAAAUCAGAAUUUAGACUGCCUUUUAAAAUUUUACUUAUUUCAAAACACUUUUUUUAUAGUUUAUAUAUAAUGUUUAGAUUGGAAAAUAUAAAUUUAUGAAAAUAAUGCUUUAAAAUAAGAAAUUGAUCAAAAUUUCUUAAAAGAGAAGUAUAACAUUGAAGGAAAUCUAAUUGACUUUAAAUAAUGUUAAACUUGUUUUGUUAUGCUACUUUCAUCAGGUGGAUAUACAAUUAAAGAUGAAACAAUAAAGAGUUUGUUUCUUAUAUAAGAUCUAAAACUUAAUCAGAUGCGUGUUAUGUUUGAUCUAGAUUGUAAUCUAAAAUUCAUAGUAAAAAAUUUACCCAAAAACCAGAUUUUUUAUUCCUUCCCCAAAAAGUAUUAAAACUUUCUCUUUAAUAAAAAAGAUUUACCUACAAGUAUCUUUUAAAUAUCAUCUCCCCAAAGCUUAUUCGUUAUGUAUGGAGAUUAUUUCACUUUCUAUGUAAAUGAUAUCCUUCAAUAAACUAUAAAAAGACAAAUUUAGUAUUUGUCAUAGCUUUCUAAUUAAAAAAUGUUUAUUGGAAUAGAAGAUGGAAAUUAAAUAAUAUUUAUAUUGAUUAAAAGUUCAAUACCAUGUUUACCAUUUUAAAAUAAAAAUUAAUAAUUCUCCUAAUAAUACUAUUAAUUUGAAUAAAUUAAUAAUUUACAGAGUAUUGAGACUUCCUAUUUGAAUUGUUAUAAACCCAUUAUAAUCGACGAUGAUAAUGACGAAAAGAAAAAGGAAUAUCCUGUUAAGAUUGAUUUGGAAUAAACCUAUAUUUAUGCUGAAAGAACUAAUUAUGAGGAAUAGUUUGAAAUUUUCUUUACCAGACCAUUUAUUUUUUCAAUUAAACCUUAUAGAUUAACUUUAUCUUCUUCAUUAGAUUAAAUAAAAUUUAAAUAAAAGAGCAUUGAAGCAAAGUGCUAAUUUGAUCAUUAUUUUAAAAACUAUUAAGGGAAAUUUAUUAUUAAAACUGUAAAUAGUUAAAUUUACUCUCUAAUUCUCUAAGGUUCUAGAGAUAAUUUUGUUGAAUAUAACUGCAAGGAAAAAAAUAUUCGUUAGCAUUAAAAUUUAUCACCUUGGGAUGAAUAAAUUAUACUUUAAUAUGAAGAUUAGAUCACUCUUUUAUUUUUAGAUUAAUCAAGACAUUGUCUUUAUAAAGUUAUUUUAAGAAAUCGAGAUUUGGAAGAGUCCCCAAUCAAGAUGAUCUGUUUAGAUACAUAAAUUGAAAAAAUAAUGAAUUUAAACUACAUUUUAUUAAAAGUGAAGGAUUAACAUGUAUUCUACUAUUUACAAACUGUUAGAAAUGAAUUACAAAUAUUCAGAGUCUUUUCACCCAAAUAAUUAAAUCUAAAUUUUUAAGACAUUAUUUAUAUAAAGGAUGAUUUUUUUCUUGCCAUAUACAGUAAUUAACUGCAUGUAGUAUUCAAAGAAACAAUUACGCAAAGUAUAUUUUUAUAUAUUUUAGGAAUUAGUAUUAAUGGUAAAAUUAUAAGACUUAUUUCUUAAAGAAAGGGCCCCGAUCUUGCUAAUUUAAUGUUAUUAGAUAUAAUUAAAAAUGAAUUGUAAUUUUACCUAUUGACAUUAUUUGAGUUUAAUUUCGUCAGAAGUUAUGAUUUAGGGUUAUAUGUUCCUGUUUAACCUCUUGAAUUUAAAAUGAUGAGUUCUUAGUUUAUAAUCUCUUGCUAACAUAAAAUUAAUAAGAAAUUAUUUCUGUUAAUUUUCAACUCAGCAGCUCAAAUAUCUUCUCAUUUAUUGUAAUUAGUUAUCGAAACAAAAAGUCGAUAUUUUUGGAUUUCUGAAUAUUAUUUAUAUUAUUUUGACAGCAAACACUAAUUGGCUAUCUAAGAUUUGAUCUAUAUGUUUAUUACUAUUGAAAUAGAGGAUUUAGAAUUUACAAAUAAAAGUAGCUAGGAUGUAAUGGUGUAGUUGUAAGUGGAAUUAGAAGACAGUUAAAUUCCUCCAGUUAAGUAAGAUGUUUCUAUAACACUGUUAAAUCCAAGCAUAAUGAAGUUAUUCAAUAAAAAUUCUAUUAUAUUUCUUGAGAAUGAGAAUUAAGAGAUAAAUUUUAGAAAUAAUGUUCUGGGAAGAAUAGAUNCAGAGUAUUGAGACUUCCUAUUUGAAUUGUUAUAAACCCAUUAUAAUCGACGAUGAUAAUGACGAAAAGAAAAAGGAAUAUCCUGUUAAGAUUGAUUUGGAAUAAACCUAUAUUUAUGCUGAAAGAACUAAUUAUGAGGAAUAGUUUGAAAUUUUCUUUACCAGACCAUUUAUUUUUUCAAUUAAACCUUAUAGAUUAACUUUAUCUUCUUCAUUAGAUUAAAUAAAAUUUAAAUAAAAGAGCAUUGAAGCAAAGUGCUAAUUUGAUCAUUAUUUUAAAAACUAUUAAGGGAAAUUUAUUAUUAAAACUGUAAAUAGUUAAAUUUACUCUCUAAUUCUCUAAGGUUCUAGAGAUAAUUUUGUUGAAUAUAACUGCAAGGAAAAAAAUAUUCGUUAGCAUUAAAAUUUAUCACCUUGGGAUGAAUAAAUUAUACUUUAAUAUGAAGAUUAGAUCACUCUUUUAUUUUUAGAUUAAUCAAGACAUUGUCUUUAUAAAGUUAUUUUAAGAAAUCGAGAUUUGGAAGAGUCCCCAAUCAAGAUGAUCUGUUUAGAUACAUAAAUUGAAAAAAUAAUGAAUUUAAACUACAUUUUAUUAAAAGUGAAGGAUUAACAUGUAUUCUACUAUUUACAAACUGUUAGAAAUGAAUUACAAAUAUUCAGAGUCUUUUCACCCAAAUAAUUAAAUCUAAAUUUUUAAGACAUUAUUUAUAUAAAGGAUGAUUUUUUUCUUGCCAUAUACAGUAAUUAACUGCAUGUAGUAUUCAAAGAAACAAUUACGCAAAGUAUAUUUUUAUAUAUUUUAGGAAUUAGUAUUAAUGGUAAAAUUAUAAGACUUAUUUCUUAAAGAAAGGGCCCCGAUCUUGCUAAUUUAAUGUUAUUAGAUAUAAUUAAAAAUGAAUUGUAAUUUUACCUAUUGACAUUAUUUGAGUUUAAUUUCGUCAGAAGUUAUGAUUUAGGGUUAUAUGUUCCUGUUUAACCUCUUGAAUUUAAAAUGAUGAGUUCUUAGUUUAUAAUCUCUUGCUAACAUAAAAUUAAUAAGAAAUUAUUUCUGUUAAUUUUCAACUCAGCAGCUCAAAUAUCUUCUCAUUUAUUGUAAUUAGUUAUCGAAACAAAAAGUCGAUAUUUUUGGAUUUCUGAAUAUUAUUUAUAUUAUUUUGACAGCAAACACUAAUUGGCUAUCUAAGAUUUGAUCUAUAUGUUUAUUACUAUUGAAAUAGAGGAUUUAGAAUUUACAAAUAAAAGUAGCUAGGAUGUAAUGGUGUAGUUGUAAGUGGAAUUAGAAGACAGUUAAAUUCCUCCAGUUAAGUAAGAUGUUUCUAUAACACUGUUAAAUCCAAGCAUAAUGAAGUUAUUCAAUAAAAAUUCUAUUAUAUUUCUUGAGAAUGAGAAUUAAGAGAUAAAUUUUAGAAAUAAUGUUCUGGGAAGAAUAGAUAAUAUAUUUUUGAAUAAAGAUGACAAUUUUAAAUUAAGACAUCCCCUUGAAAAUGAAAUCCUUAUGAAAUGUUCAUAUUAUUGCAAUAAGUUUUGUUUUCAAGUAGCUACUACUGGAAAUUUGAUAUUUUUUAAAGUUGGAUAAUCUGAGAACAUUUAUUCAGCUGAUGAUUUGGAGCAUUAAAUUUAACAUCUAUUAUUCAUAGAAGUGAUAAGAGAGAAUUAAUUCUUAUUUAUUCAUUAAUUAGAUUAAGAUUCUCUUUCAAUUUCAUUAAUGAUGCUAAAAGAUCAAUUCUUUAAGGUUCAAAAAUAGAUUGACUUGUAUGCUUUCAACGCAUUAAAAGGAAUAAGAUUAGUGUAAAAUAUUUUACAUAUUUCAAAUUAUCAAUUUGAGAAGAAAUUUUUAAUUGAUUAAGAUGACAUAAACGAAUUAAAAAAUUCUAUUCUGAAUUGGGGCAGUUUAAUUGAGAAUAUAGAUUCUGAAACUUAUUUAGAAGUAAAGUUAAAUGGAAUCGAACAAAUUAUUUUAAUUAGAUUAUUUAAAAUUAUUAAUGCAUAGGUCUAAAUCUAUUAAGUCUAUGAAGUAUCUAUUUCGAAGUAUUAAAUUAGAGAUUUAAUUUAUGGAUAACCAUCUAGUUCAUCAUUUGAUUGCUUAAGAUUACUAAAAUUGAAUUUUAGUUCUAGCAACUAAUAACUUGAUUUAAGUAUAUUUUUUUUCAUCACAAAAUUUAAGGCUGUGCUCUUUUAAGUUAAUCUUUAUCUAAGGGAAUAGAAAUAUGAACUAAGUAUUAAUAAGAUUUUAAGGUAUCCUGAUUAAGAUUAAUAUUGUAAUUUUAUUUUGAUAGCUUACGAGGAUUUGAUCCUUUAGUGUGGCAUUACAAAUUAUUAUUAUGAUAUGAAAACUACUGAGCACAUCUAGGAUCCUAUUUAUUCAACUAAAGUCCUUUAACAAGUUGAGAUACUUAAUAGUACACAUUUUUUGUUCUAAGAUUAUUUUUAACAUAAUCAAACUGUUGUAUUAUCUGCUGGGAAAAGAGGAGGAUAUGCGUUAUAAUAAUUAUCUUAAGAUAUUACAUAUCCGAUUACUCUUGAAUUUAAAGUUAUUAGUACUAAUUAAAGCUAUUUGGGUAAAUUAUAUUAGAUUAUUAUUUAGAUGAAAAUGAUUACAUGGAUUAAGAGACAUUUUACCUUUAAGCCACUCAAUAACAAAUUGUAUAAAAUAAGUUUUCUUAAUUAAGUUUCUUUAUCUUCAUUUUGAUAUUCUUAAUACUUUUGAUUGCUAUUAUCUUUUAUUAUAGAAAAAAAUAAAUUCAAUAAAAAGAGUUGGGAAGAGAAGUCUAUAAAGAGAUUUCGUUAUCUACGAUUAAACUGGAACAUCCGUAAAAAAUUUGA
This is a messenger RNA of Paramecium octaurelia, 5514 nucleotides long. Lineage: Eukaryota; Ciliophora; Oligohymenophorea; Peniculida; Parameciidae. The record is from the annotation of a GenBank genome assembly.